AUGCCAGUAGACAAGCCACUUCAACGGAACGACUCCCUCGCAGCAAGAUACAGCAGCCCCACCAUGUCCGCCUUUUCUGCCACCCAACUCGUGCCCGAAUCCUUCCGAGUCCUCGACAUGGCUGACGGCAACGAUCCAACAGAAGGAAUGUCUUCGAACGUCUCUGCAAACAUCCCUUCAAUAUUCGACCAGGCGGAUGGCCAGGAAGAUGGCGAGGCACCACAGUCGGCCGCAUCUUCCCCAGGCGCUCAGAGUAGUGGCUACGAUUUAAUGCCGCCACCUCCAAAUCUAUCAUCCGCCAAUGCUGAGCAUCUGGCGGAUAGGCUUCUCUCCGCUGACCACCUCAAUCUGAUCCUGCGCCACCAACCAGCCUUUUCUAAAUUCACCAAGUUCCUCAAUCAAUACCGCCCUCGAUCCGCUCCGACGUUGGUCCGCUAUCUGGAGACGCGAAAAGCAAAGGCGGCUAUUGAGUAUGCAAAUUCCAUUGCAUUGGAGAUGACAGCACCAGAAAAGCGAUCGUCGGCGACGGCCUUGGCUGCUCAUGUGAGCAGCAGAUUCGAAGCACGUUCGCAGCGGGCACUUGAGGAGCUGAUCAAUGAUGCCUUGCCCGCAUACAUCACCCAUGGCCUCACACAACUUGUCACGGAACUUCUGGUGAAGGAUAUCACUGGAACCAGCCCACCGAUGAAUAAACAUUUAGCUGAGGGACUUGCCGAAGUCUAUUGUUUGGGAGACCCUUCUCUACCGGAUAGCCCUGUCAUCUACGCUUCAGAGGAAUUCCACUUGGUUACACAGUACGGACGAGACUAUGUAAUUGGAAGAAACUGCCGAUUUCUUCAAGGACCGAAGACCCAAGCUUCAACCGCAGAGCGCAUGGCCGAGGCAAUGAGAUGUGGCCAUGAGACUUGCGAAACUGUGUUGAACUACCGCCGUGAUGGAACGCCAUUUCUCAAUUUAUGUAUGAUUGCCCCCCUGUACGACAACAUGGGCAAGCUUCGAUAUUUCAUCGGCUGCCAAAUUGACGUCACGAACUUGGUUGAGGGUGGGAGGGGCCUUGAGUCAUUUCAACUCUUGCUUGACCAGGAUGCGGACCCGCAUAGGCAAAAUGAGAGUUCGCAAAGAGGGUCCCUCAAGGCACUUGGUGACCUCGGCGAGCUACUAAGUACGGAAGAGGCAGACGUCCUCAAGCUCAAGGGCCGGAACCCCGCAAUGUCGUCUCGCGCAAGCACACCAGGACCACCGCCUCUUCAAUCUACUUCGAACCGGAGAUACGUGGGUAUAGAGGACCCAACGGCCAUCAACAUCUGGCCACCGACGCAAUUCGGCCAUCAUGGGAGACUUCCAGGCGUUUACCAGAACUUCAUGCUCGUCCGCCCCUGGCCAUCCCUCCGCAUCCUCUUCACCUCGGCCGCCCUCCGCAUCCCCGGGCUCGCGCAGUCCCGCCUCCUCGACCGCAUCGGCGGCCCGCACUCGGUCCGCGAAGGCAUCGCAGCCGCCUUCGCCGAAGGCGCACGCGUCACAGCCAAGGUGUCCUGGCUAACCGGCAACCUCAACAACAGAAACGGCGGCAGCGACUCGCCGCCCUACCGCAACACGACCAACGGACACAUGCGCAACAACAGCAUCGAAGGCAAGCCGCGCUACAUCCACUGCACGCCUCUGCACGGGUCGGACGGCGCGCCAGGCGUGUGGAUGGUGGUCAUGGUCGAGAAGGAGGACAUCACGGGUACGAUCAACGCGCCCUACGGCACCAACCACCGGCGCCGCUCGAGCUUCGGGAUCCUGAACGGGACGUACGCGCAGGAGAAGCUGCUCGAUCAAUCGCUGCAGGUGCAGCAGCCCCACCAGUAUCGCAUGCGGGAACCCGAGGGGCGCUAUGUGGACGGCGGCACGCUGCGCGACAGCACCGGCGGAGGCGGCGGCGGCGGCGGCGGCGGCGGCGGCGGCGGUCCCGGGAGCAGUUCGCGUCGGAGCCGCGCGCACAGCACGUUUUACGACGACGACGACGGCGGCGGGAGGUCGGCGCACGUGCAUCCGGGGAGCGCGUAUGCCGAGUAUCUCGCCAGCAGCGCGGCGACGACCACGGGCGGCGGCGGUGCCGUGCGCAGCGGGAGCGUCUCGCGGGGCGCGUCGAGGCCGUCGAGCAGGGCGGCGACGGCGCCCGGCGGGUGGCCCGUAGUACCGCAGAGGCCGGAGCCGACGCCGCGGAAGAUGACGCCGAGGGAGGAGACGGCGAGGAUGGUGCGGUUGCCGCAUUUGCCGCCCGAGAGGGUGGGGGAGGUGGAUGGGGAGUGA
This is a messenger RNA of Diplodia corticola, 2295 nucleotides long. Its product is annotated as pyp-like sensor. The record is from RefSeq and is a predicted model, not a curated record. Gene Ontology annotation, cellular component: nucleus. Bases 1 to 2295 code for a protein of 764 amino acids. The transcript has 4 exons. Lineage: Eukaryota; Fungi; Ascomycota; Dothideomycetes; Botryosphaeriales; Botryosphaeriaceae.